GAGACUAACAUCAAUGAUUGUGCCUCUCUUCCAUGUGCUAAUGGAAAGUGUGUUGAUGGUGUUAAUAACUUCACCUGUAACUGCACAGGAUCUGGCUACACAGGCCCGACAUGUUCUGACAACAUCAAUGAAUGUGCCUCCUCUCUGUGUCUGAAUAAUGCAACGUGUCAUGACUAUAUUGGUACUUAUGCCUGUAGAUGUGUAAGAGGCUUUGAUGGGAAACACUGUGAAAACAACAUUGAUGAGUGCAGUCCAAAUCCUUGUGAUAAUGGAGGUACUUGUACAGAUAAGAUUGAUGGCUUUAAUUGUGCUUGUCCUGCUGGCUUUAAUGAUACAAAAUGUGAAAACGACAUUGAAGACUGUGUUAACAACAACUGUAACCCUAACCAAAACUGUGUUGACCAAAUCAACCAUUAUUUGUGUGUCUGCAAACCAGGUUUCACUGGAAGCAACUGCUCAGUAGAUAUUGUCGAGUGCUUGAGUAAUCCAUGCAAGAAUAAUGGCACCUGUAAUGAAGGUGUUAAUGGCUACAACUGCUCCUGUUUACCAAGGUUUAAUGGCACAUAUUGUGAACUGGACACCAUUAAUGACUGUGCAUCUCAACCAUGUUUGAACAAUGGUACUUGUGUAGAUGGAGUAGCUGAUUUUAACUGCAAUUGUACAAGAGGAUUCCAUGGAAAGAGAUCAAAAUUCACUUUAAAUAUUGGCCAUUACAAGUGUCAUUGUCCAAGUGGUUUUAAUGGUACACAAUGUGAGAGCAACAUAGAUGACUGUCCAUCACAUGGAUGUAAUAAUGGGACAUGUGUAGAUGGUGUUAACGAUUAUACCUGCAUGUGCAAUAAAGGAUUUCAAGGAGAAUUCUGUGAUAGAGACAUAGAUGAGUGUCUCAAUAAUGCAUCUUGUAUGAAUGGAGGAACAUGCCAGAACACCAUUGGCUCAUAUCAUUGUGCUUGUAAUGAGUUUACUAAUGGCACACGCUGUGAAAUGGACAUUGAUGAGUGUGAGAAUAAGACUAUUUGUAACACAGGGUUGUGUGUUAAUAAGCAAUACACUGGAUACAAGUGCUACUGUGAUCAAGGAUGGACAG
Messenger RNA from Actinia tenebrosa (Australian red waratah sea anemone), 1087 nucleotides. RefSeq lists its product as uncharacterized. Gene Ontology annotation, molecular function: calcium ion binding. The record is from RefSeq and is a predicted model, not a curated record. Lineage: Eukaryota; Metazoa; Cnidaria; Anthozoa; Actiniaria; Actiniidae. Gene Ontology annotation, biological process: axon guidance.